AAUUAAGAAGUGACAGUGACGUUUGACGUUAGUAUCUCAAUAUUUCAUUUUCAAAAUAUCUGCGUUCUGUGUAUAAGUAUCGUGGAUAUUUUCUUAGCAGUAAACACAGCAACACAAGUCAAAUUUUAUGACAAUUUAUUGAGAUAAUGUUAUUCUGCCCAACGUGCGCCAAUAUUCUUAUUGUAGAAGAGCGGCCUGAGAGUGGUUUACGUUACGCAUGUAACACGUGCCCUUAUGUAUAUGAUAUUAAAAAAAAAGUGUCUUAUCGGACAUUCCCUAAAUUGAAGGAACUUGAUUAUAUUAUGGGCGGAGCUGCCGCUUGGGAGAACGUGGAUUCUACUGACGCAGUUUGCCCUAAGUGUGGACAUGGUAGAGCAUACUUCAUGCAGCUCCAGACUCGUUCCGCUGAUGAACCCAUGACCACAUUCUACCGUUGCUGUAACCACGAAUGUGCACACAACUGGCGUGAUUAAACUCCCAAUUUGUUUAA
Papilio xuthus (Asian swallowtail) is the source of this 490-nucleotide messenger RNA. RefSeq names its product RNA polymerase II subunit RpII15 (gene RpII15). The transcript has 2 exons. Gene Ontology annotation, biological process: termination of RNA polymerase III transcription; DNA-templated transcription. Gene Ontology annotation, cellular component: RNA polymerase III complex. Gene Ontology annotation, molecular function: zinc ion binding; nucleic acid binding. NCBI's taxonomy places the organism in Eukaryota, Metazoa, Arthropoda, Insecta, Lepidoptera, Papilionidae. Bases 147 to 473 code for a protein of 108 amino acids. The record is from RefSeq and is a predicted model, not a curated record.